Gloeophyllum trabeum ATCC 11539 is the source of this 1179-nucleotide messenger RNA. RefSeq lists its product as uncharacterized. Lineage: Eukaryota; Fungi; Basidiomycota; Agaricomycetes; Gloeophyllales; Gloeophyllaceae. Gene Ontology annotation, cellular component: intracellular membrane-bounded organelle; cytoplasm; membrane. The transcript is spliced from 2 exons. The coding region runs from base 55 to 1179 and encodes 374 amino acids. The record is from RefSeq and is a predicted model, not a curated record. Gene Ontology annotation, biological process: sphingosine biosynthetic process.
CCUCCAUCUAUUUCCUGCCAAAGUCCUGGAAUAAUAUACAACAACAGCUAAGAUAUGUCUCUUCUUGUCAUCUACAACCCUGCAUCCGGAGACCGGUCAGCAAAGCAAUUCUUCGAGGAGCAUGUUAUACCUCUUCUGCACCAGCACGACAAGAAUCCCACCAACAUCGCGUCUACCGAACGCGCAGGCCACGCCGGAGAACUUGUCAAAUCCCACAUUGCCGCCCACCCGGGACCGGUCACAGUAAUUAUCGGCUCCGGGGAUGGCACCGUCCACGAAAUCGUCAACGGUCUGCCUGAAGCAGCAGCCACCAGAGUAGACCUGGUCAUCGUCCCGCUCGGAACAGCCAACGCGCUCUACUCCUCCCUCUUCCCCCCCUCCGGCGCCGACCAAGACCCCACGUCCUACCGCCUCAAAGGCCUAUCCGCCUUUCUCACCAGCGCCCCUCCAAAGCCGCUCACCCUCGCAAAGACGACGCUUUCCUCCUCGUCCACCGUCUACUCUGCCGUCGUCACCUCCACCGCCCUCCACGCCUCCAUCCUCCACGACUCCGAAGCCCUGCGCGCAUCCAUGCCCGGCAUCGAGCGCUUCAAAGCCGCCGCCGCGCAGAACAUCACACGCUGGUACCGCGCCUCCGUCACCUUGCACCCCCCAAUCUCCAUCUACGACCCCACCGCCGCCGCGCUUACCCCGCGCGCGCAGGAGCCUACCACCCUGCACGGCCCGUUCGCGUACUUCCUCUCCACCGUCAACGUCGACCGCCUCGAGCCCCUCUUCCGCAUCACCCCCCUCGCGGCCUCCUCGCCCCCCACCGCACCCGCACUCGACCUCGUCGUCGUGCGCCCCCUGCGCGACCCCGCCGUGUCGUCCGACUCGGCCGACGACAGGGAGGUGUUUGCGCAAAAGGCCGGCCGCGUGCUGGGCGAGGCCUACAAUAACGGGAACCAUGUCAAUCUGCGGUACGCACCCGACCGGCAGCCCGUCACGGAGGGGGAUGGCGAGACGGUCGUCGAGUACUUUCGCUGCGCCAGCUUUCAGUGGGUGCCGGAGGGCGCUGAUGAUCGUGCACACCUGUUGUGCGCCGACGGUGCGAUCUUCAACAUUGCGCAGUCAGGAAAGGCUUCCUGUGUAGCGACCUCAUCCACCGACAACGGGAUCACUUUCUCAGUCUAUGCUUGA